UAUUUGGGUCAUAGGAACUUAUACUGAUUGCUUAAAGUGAAUAUGUUUGUACUGGUUUCAGAAGCUACAAUGUGUACAAGAAUGGAUAAGGCAGCGUCAUUUCCACUGCCUUUAAAGUACAUCCAAGAAGAGUACAGCAAUUAUGCUUCUAGGAUGGCAUGGAUUUCUCAGGAGCAAGUGCUGGAACUUGGUUGUGGUCCUGGCCUGACAAGCCGGCAAGUGUUACAGCCCUUGUGCGAGGCCCAUUUUGCCCGCCUUCUCGCAGUUGACAGAGCUUCAGAGGCCAUUCUGUAUGCUCAGCAGCAUUCUCACCACAGGGACAUCAUAUACCGCCAUGUUCCUGAUCUACACAUCAGUGUGCCAGUAGAGCUGCGAGGGGCGUUCAGCAAGCUCUUCCACUAUGGUGGUGCUUUGCCGUGCAGCGAAGGCAAUGGACUACGCCAAGCAUCAUUACUACUAGAUAUUCAAGGAUGCUGCGUACUGCUCCUGCCCGUGCGCUGUUGUCUCUUUGAUGUGCUCGAGCAGCUCUCAAGCAGUCCCCGCUGGAAGGCCUACAUGCGAGAUGCAAUGCGGCUGGUACCACCUCAGAGCCACUGGCAGGAACCUGUAGAGACCUUUAAAAAAGCAGCAAAGGAAGCUGGCAUGGAAGUGAAUACUGUUAAACUUGACACCACAGAGGCUACUUUUGACAGCAGUAACCAAUUUCAAGAGUUCCUGAGCUGGGCCAUCCCAUUCGUAGCACGCAUCCCAACGGAAAACAGGCAAGCAUUCUUGGAUGAAGCAUUGGCACUGAGUUUUGAACGAGGUGUGCAGAUGACAUCAAGUGGCAAGCUCCAGCUUUCAAUCACACUCCUGAGUGCGCUCUGCACUAAAGUGCGAAACAUUUGACCUCAUUCAACUUGUGCUUGUCUACAAGGAGUGUUGGCUCUUUAAACAAAUGACAUCCAGUUAA
Messenger RNA from Rhipicephalus sanguineus (brown dog tick), 952 nucleotides. RefSeq lists its product as uncharacterized. Lineage: Eukaryota; Metazoa; Arthropoda; Arachnida; Ixodida; Ixodidae. The coding region runs from base 43 to 888 and encodes 281 amino acids. The record is from RefSeq and is a predicted model, not a curated record. The transcript has 5 exons.